AUGGUCAUUGAAGAUCUGCAACAGAACCCGGAUGAUAAGACAACACGAGCAUCUGCGGCGGCGUUCAUGGAUCAAGUGAUCACGACGUAUGGUGCAUCCGUGCCUCGCGAUCCCUAUAACGGCACCACCUACGCCAUCAUUGCUGAGUGGUCUCUCAAGCUUGAGCGGGAAGAUAUCUACCACAAAUGUGCACGGAAAGCUAUAUCGGCACGCGACUGUCAGCCGUUGAUUCAGCUGAUCGCACGUCAUGUAAAUGCCCAGUCGUCUGAUGCCGAGUUCAAAGGCUGGGAUUUCUGGCUUGCAGAAUUCCUGGAGUACACUGGGGAUCUGGAAUGGAUGGAGACGCUCCUCGGAACGCUCAAGUCUCUCAUCGAGAGCAAUACCUUGCUUGAAUCGCUUUCAGUUUGGCAGGGAACGCUGUUGUCACGGCAGCUGGACCACAAACAAUCCUUCGGAUUGCCAGACCAAGCAUUCCUGUACCAGGUCUUUGGCGUAAUCGUGGGAGGCUCCGGAUCUGAAAUGUUGAAAAGCAGUUGGAUAUAUGCCAUUGCAGAACGUGGGCACAAACAUCUGCUAUAUCGCAUUCUAAUAGAUCUGCUGCGCCAGAGGCCAAACAAUCCAACAUUGGAGGCAACAUAUAAAGACAUAGGGGAUGUCAUAUUGCGCGAAUCUAUCCCCAAGUUGUGUCUGGAGAUGUCCGACUUUCCCAUUGGAUACGCGAAUACAUAUUCAUGGAAUGCACCCAUCAAUACCGCAACAAAGCCGGCCGCAGACGGCAAUCACGCUGCUAAAUUCCUCAAGCUUGUCGACUGCUGUUUUGAGCGAGGUUAUGGCUCAAUAGCCAUGGAGUUGAUGGAAACAAGCUGCACUAACAUAUUGUCUGGUCACUUGCCCAGAAAAGAGUCGAUGCAAACUGAGCCUAUGCAAUAUUUCUUGCGCGAAACUUGCACCAUUUUUCUGAACCAUAAUAUACCCUUUUCGCCCAUCAUCAAGCAGCUAUGGAAGGCACUGUUGCGAGAAUAUCUCUGGAUGUGCGACCCGACUCCACCGCAGCAGCUCAGCGGUCUAGCCCACAGACCACGGGGAUGUCAAUCUCCCUCGUGUGCAGAUUGCCAAAGCCUGGACGCCUUCUUGGUCUCCCCAACUGAGCGAGUCUUUGAGUUACAAGCGCCCCAGAAACGGCGGGAGCAUGUCGAGUAUCGUCUAACGCGGGGGACCUUCAGAAUUCAUACUGAGACCAAACCACAAAGAGGACAUGCUCACAUCCUUGUUGUCACAAAGAUUCCAGGCAGAGAAUAUGCCGAUGACUACAAGGUCUACCAGCAAAGACUAAGUGAGGUUCACCGUCGCCUACAGCCACUGCGACAAGAGUCUGUUCGACAAGCUAUUGGGGAUGGUUCGUACUCCAGACUUGUGUUGCUUGAGCCGGCAUCUAGUGUCCAAGCAGGAAUUUAUCCUCCGGCAUCAGGACAGAAGAGAGGAGCCCUUGAUGAGCUUGAGAACCAACGCCCCGCAAAGAUUCGAUCAGAAAAGCCUUGA
Pestalotiopsis fici W106-1 is the source of this 1539-nucleotide messenger RNA. RefSeq lists its product as uncharacterized. The record is from RefSeq and is a predicted model, not a curated record. Bases 1 to 1539 code for a protein of 512 amino acids. The transcript has 3 exons. NCBI's taxonomy places the organism in Eukaryota, Fungi, Ascomycota, Sordariomycetes, Amphisphaeriales, Sporocadaceae.